Hippopotamus amphibius kiboko is the source of this 2995-nucleotide messenger RNA. RefSeq names its product DAB adaptor protein 2 (gene DAB2). The coding region runs from base 292 to 2604 and encodes 770 amino acids. Gene Ontology annotation, cellular component: plasma membrane. The record is from RefSeq and is a predicted model, not a curated record. The transcript is spliced from 15 exons. Gene Ontology annotation, biological process: negative regulation of canonical Wnt signaling pathway; receptor-mediated endocytosis; positive regulation of endocytosis. NCBI's taxonomy places the organism in Eukaryota, Metazoa, Chordata, Mammalia, Artiodactyla, Hippopotamidae.
CGGCGCAUUCCUGGGGAGUCCUCGGCUGCCAGCAUCUGAUUAGAACCAUAUCUCGCCGGGAGUGGCCCGCGGCUGCGAGGCUCCCGGGCCGGCGGCUAUUUAAGCGCGGCCGCCGUGUCGGCUGCGCGGCAGCCAGGAGGCUCGGGCACCCGGGAGUCAUGCUCGCAUCGCCGAGGCGCUAGCUGGCCUGUGUCUGUAGCAGGUUAUGUUGGUUUGAGACGUCUCCAUCGGGGAUCGCCUGGUGUCACUAAGUGUUUGUUGGUGCUGAAGUUGGCUGUCUGCCUUCUUGCCAUGUCUAACGAAGUAGAAACAAGUGCAACUAAUGGUCAGCCUGACCAACAGGCUGCACCAAAAGCACCAUCAAAGAAGGAAAAGAAGAAAGGCACUGAAAAGACAGAUGAAUAUCUUUUGGCCAGAUUUAAAGGUGAUGGUGUGAAAUACAAGGCCAAGCUCAUCGGCAUUGAUGACGUGCCGGAUGCAAGAGGGGAUAAAAUGAGCCAAGAUUCUAUGAUGAAACUGAAGGGAAUGGCGGCAGCUGCUCGGUCUCAGGGGCAACACAAGCAGAAGAUCUGGGUCAACAUUUCUCUUUCUGGAAUAAAAAUCAUUGACGAGAAAACUGGGGUAAUAGAGCAUGAACAUCCAGUAAACAAGAUCUCUUUCAUUGCCCGUGAUGUGACAGACAACCGAGCAUUUGGUUAUGUGUGUGGAGGAGAAGGCCAACACCAGUUUUUCGCCAUAAAAACAGGGCAACAGGCUGAGCCAUUAGUCGUUGAUCUUAAAGACCUUUUCCAAGUUAUCUAUAAUGUAAAGAAAAAAGAAGACGAAAAGAAAAAGAUGGAAGAAGCCAACAAAGCAGUAGAGAAUGGGAGUGAGGCCUUGAUGAAUCUUGAUGACCAAGCUUGCAAACUGAAAUUGGGUGUUGACCAGAUGGAUUUGUUUGGGGACAUGUCUACACCUCCUGACCUAAGUAGUCCAACAGAAAGCAAAGAUAUCCUGUUAGUGGAUCUAAACUCUGAAAUCGACACCAAUCAGAAUUCUUUACGAGAAAAUCUAUUCUUAACAAAUGGCAUCACCUCCUGCCCUCUUCCUCGACCAAAGCCGCAGGCAUCUUUCUUGCCUGAAAAUGCCUUUUCUGCCAAUCUCAACUUCUUUCCCACCCCUAAUCCUGAUCCUUUCCGUGACGAUCCUUUUGCACAACCAGACCAAUCGACACCCUCUUCGUCUGAUUCUCUCAAAUCUCCAGAUCAGAAGAAAGAGAAUUUGAGUAGCUCGUCUACCCCUCUGGGUAAUGGGCCCCUGAAUGGGGAUGUUGAUUACUUUGGUCAGCAAUUUGACCAAAUCUCUAACCGGACUGGCAAACAGGAAGCUCAGGCAGGCCCGUGGCCCUUAUCAAGUACGCAAACACAGCCAGCAGUGAGAACUCACAAUGGGGUAUCUGAAAGAGAACAGAACGGCUUCCAUAACAAAUCCUCCCCGAACCCUUUUGUGGGAAGCCCCCCCAAAGGACUGCCCGUACCGAAUGGCGUAAAGCAGGACUUGGAAAGCUCUGUCCAGUCCUCACCACAUGACUCCAUAGCCAUUAUCCCACCUCCACAAAGUACCAAACCGGGAAGAGGCAGAAGGACUGCUAAGUCUCCAGCAAAAGACUUGCUUGCAUCAGACAUCUUUGCUCCUCCCAUCUCAGAAUCUCCAGGCCAGACAUCUACAGGACAACCUGCAACCCUACAGACCAGCCCUCUGGAUCUCUUCAAAACAAGUGCUCCUGCCCCAGUGGGGCCCCUUGCGGGUCUAGGUGGUGUGCCAGGUAUAUCUGCUCAGGCGGGACCAUGGAACCCAGCACCCUUAGUCUUCACUCAAUCCACCACAAUGGUCCCGGGCGCUAUGCUGGCUGCUCAGCCUUCAGGAUUCAGUCCUCCAAUUGUCUUUACCACAAGCCCAGCUGUUCCAGGUUGGAACCAGCCUUCCUCCUUUGCAGCCUCAGCUUCCCCUCCAGCCCCUGUAGUCUGGGGCCCAUCAGCAUCCGUGGCACCCAAUACUUGGUCAUCAACCAGCCCUCUGGGGAAUCCUUUUCAGAGCAAUGUUUUCCCAGCACCUGCUGUGUCAUCCCAGCCCCCUUCUAUGCUCUCCUCUCUCCUGGUCACUCCUCCUCCUCAACCACCUCCCAGAACUGGCCCUCCAAAGGACGUCUCCAGUGAUGCCUUCGUUGCCUUGGACCCACUUGGGGACAAAGAAGUCAAGGAAGUGAAAGAAAUGUUCAAGGACUUCCAGCUGCGGCAGCCACCGACUCUGCCAGCAAGGAAGGGAGAACAGAAUUCCUCUGGGACUUCAAGUGCCUUCUCCAACUAUUUCAGCAACAAAGUUGGCAUUCCUCAGGAGAAUGCAGACCAUGAUGACUUUGAUGCCAAUCAACUAUUGAGAAGGAUCAAUGAACUACCAAAGCCAGCUCCCAGACAAGGUGCCCUGCCAGUUACCAAAUCUGCUGACAAUGCAUUCGAGAACCCCUUCUCGAAAGAUUCUUUCCAUUCAUCACCAGCUUCUAUGGCUUCUCCUCAACCCACAUCUUCUGAUGUAUAUAGGGAUCCAUUUGGAAACCCUUUCGCUUAACUUCUGAACUUGGCACGCUGACUACCCAGAGGAACAGAAAGGUUGGCCUUAGUAGUCAAGGACAAAGCUCAUAGGCAAACAAGUCCUGACCUCUGCCCUUGUUCUGGCUUUGACAUAUUAUCUGUUGCCUUAUUUCUUGCUGCCUCUUCCACUUGUAGAAUGCCUUCCACUUUCUGUUUAGCUAAACUGAAUCUAUGGCUUUAAAUAAAUUAAGAACCUAAACUCUCUAGCUUAAAUGUAAAUGAAGUAGUUUCCCUACUUGAACCCUUGUCUAUUGUGUCCCUAGAACCUUCUAGAACACUUUACCGUGUACCCUCUGGUUGGGAAAUGCAGCCACCACAACCCCUCAGAUCCUACUGUUUUGAAUAAAUGUUAAAGUCUUUACUGUUCA